CUUCUCUGGUAGUCACACAGUGGAAGUCAUCAGGAAAGGCCAGCUAACUUACCCCUUUCACGGGCUUCAGUACACUAACAUCCCACCAAAACAGUUCAUUUUAAACAGGGUGGAGAUCCGUAUUACUUACCACGAAACAUCAUGACGUUCUGCCAUGCAGAAAGAACCUGAGUUCUGAUUAUAGUGUGCCCAAGUGCCACGACCAAUGGCUGACCCACCGCCACCACCCCCGCCACCGCCACCACCACCUCCUCCACCACUGCCACCACCUCCUCCUCCUCAACCCCCUGCACUCAACUCUGGAGGGAAUCUGCUGUCCAGGGGCUCCAGAAGGAGCUCCAGGAUGCGAAACUUCUACUGGGAGGCCAUCCCCCAGGACACCGUGCUGGGCAAGCAUAACAUAUGGACUGCAGAGAAGAAGAAAGAGUAUGAACUGGACACCCAACGUAUGGAGGAACUGUUCAGCCGCAGCGACCUAACCGACAGCAAGGGUCCGGCAUCUGUGCGGCGGAGCAUAAAAGGAACCCAAAGCAAGGCCCAGAAGCUCCAAGGGCCAGAAGUGGUAUCCAUUCUGAAUGGCAAGAGGAACAUGAACGUCGGCAUUUUCCUCAAGCAGUUCAGGCGGUCAGUGAAAGAAGUUAUUGAGUUAAUCCGCCUUGGCAAGAAUGAAGCAUUUGGCUCAGGGAAACUGGAGGAGCUGUUAAAACUACUGCCUGAUUCUGGAGAGGUGAAACAGCUUCUUGCUUAUAAAGGAGACUAUGCAAUCCUCUCUGAGGCUGAUCAGUUCAUGGUGCAACUUGUUAAGGUUCCAUGCUAUGAGGAACGGCUGAAAAGUUUAGUUCUCAAAGAGGAAUUUCCCCAUUUUAUGGAUGAGGUGAAUCACUGCAUUGCCAUUAUGACUGCGGCUGGGAAAGAGCUUCUGGAUUGUCUUGAUCUUCAUUCCAUCAUCCGCCUUGUGUUAAAGACAGGAAACUACAUGAACGCUGAUGGCUAUGCUGGCAGUGCUGUGGGCUUCCGAAUGAUGUCUCUCUUGAAACUAGCCGACACGAAAGCCAACAGGCCAGGAAUGAACCUCAUGCACUAUGUUGUGAUGCAAGCUCAGAAGAGCGAUGCUGCUCUGCUGAAGUUUCCCGAACAACUCGCACACAUUGGAGAAGCAUCAAGAAUCCACAAACAAGACAUUGAAUCAGAAUUUCAAAGAAAAGUGAGUGAAGUCCAGGAGCUAAAAAAGAGCACUGAUAAACAACGUGACCUGGCGGAACAGAUGAACGACUUUUUUAAAUGUGCUGAGUCCAGAAUAGCUGAAACAAAAGCUUCCUUCCAGACGCUGAAUGCAGUCACUGAAUCCGUGGCUGAGUAUUUCUGUGAGGAGGCCAGUGACUUUAGACUGGACGAGUGCUGCUCCAUCUUCCACUCCUUCUGUGAAAGGUUUAAACGAGCCCUUCAGGAGAACAUGGAUCGUGAUUUGGCUGAGGCCAAGCGGAGACAGCGCGAGAAGCUUCAGUGUGCAGCCAAACGCCGCUCCACUGCCACCUGCUCCAUGCGGGAUAAAGACAUGGAGGGGGUUGCGCUGGAGUCGGUUCUUCAGAGGUUCCUCACAAACCGUGGGUCUCACAGGCAAAGCAGGACCCUCUCACCCACUGGAAUCAGGCUCUCCGAGAUCACAUCACAGGAAAACUGCCCUGCCAAAAACUCCAAAAAACCCAACUGGACCUUAAAUCUAUCCCAGGCUUCUGUGGAUAAGGAGAAUGUCGAAGAUAAAGCAUCCAAAAAGUCAGAGAGCAAAAUUUCUAGUCCUAUGUGGAAAAAGCCUGCUAGCAGCACCCCUGCAGGCAAUCGUGCAUUGAUGACGUUGGCAGCAAGUGAGGAUGAAGACGGCCAAACUGAGGAAGAGGCGCAGAAACUGAGGGAAACGUCCCAGAAAGUGCUGCGCUACCAGUCUAGUCGAAGCAGUGUUUCUUCAGGAGAAUAUUGUUCACCUGCCUCUUCUCCUCGCAGACGGGUGUUUCAGGAGGACAAGGAGAAAACGCUGGCCAAUUCGAAUGUGGAGGAUGUCCCCAAACCUCCUGCAAGCCCACUAGUUUUGACCCAGAAUAGAUUAGGCAGCAUCAGCCGCCGACACUCUAUUUCCCUACCAACGAGAGCUCCACAAGGCAGUGACAGUGAAGAGGACAUGUUUAUCCCCAGCUCAGAAGUGAAUGGAUCUCCUAGAGGACAGAUUGUUUCUCUGGGAAACAUUGGAAAGAUGAGAUCUGUGGAUGGCUGCCUGCUUUCCACAAAGGCAAGACUCGGAUCAGAAACCACUGGAAAUGUAUCCAAUAAUAUGUCCACUAACAUGCCGGCUGAUGCUCCAAAGGAGAGCUCAAAAGAUGUGAUCUCACCAGCAGAGUUGAUCAAGGUGGAAGCAAAAGAACAGACUGACGAAAGUUCAAGCAAGAGUAAAGUUUCCCAAAGACAAACCAAAGAGAGCUCCAGAUUCAUAUCCUUCUUUAGGCGCUUGGGUGAAAAGGGCAAAACAAACAACAGAGAAGCCGAAUCCAGCAGUGUUGAUCCAUAAAAUCUCCUUUUGAGAACACUACAAUACUUUUUCUGCAAGACUGUUUCUCUAACAUGAGGUGGGACAUGGAUGUCAUUAGGUAAAUCUCUGUGUAGACCGAAGGUGCAGCAUUUUUAAAUCUAAUUUUCAAAGAGUGUACAAAAUAUACUACUACACAUGCAGAAGAGGUGGCAGCUACUGGCAGCAUUUAAGUUAUUAUAAUGACCUUGACGUGUCACUGAGCUGCAAUUUAACAUAUGUUCCACUGGGAUGCACUGUUUGACAGAGGUGCCUACAGCAUCUUUUCAGAAGACCACCAGCUUAGGGUUAAACAAAUUUUCUUGCAUUUUAUUUUUUUCACCAAGGUUCACUUUUGCAUGGGACCAAAAACCAGUCACAAUUCCUUUUUUACCUGACUGUUUCCAACCUAUUUAUCCCUUUCAUUUUUUAAAAAGGCUGUUUUUGUUACUGUACUUUUAAGAUUUACAUAUGAAAAUUACCUCUGUUCAAAUUGGCUGCCAUGUUUUGUGCCUCAUUCUAGAAGCAAUCCAGGUUGGUACUCCCCUUGUGAAUGGGCUGGGCUAGUCUGCUGUAGGCUGAUGUGGCUGAUAUACACCGAUCAGGCAUAACAUUAUGACCACCACCUUGUUUCUACGCUCAUUGUCUAUUUUAUCAGUUCCACUUA
This is a messenger RNA of Pygocentrus nattereri (red-bellied piranha), 3221 nucleotides long. RefSeq names its product FH2 domain containing 4 (gene fhdc4). Bases 206 to 2557 code for a protein of 783 amino acids. The record is from RefSeq and is a predicted model, not a curated record. The transcript is spliced from 12 exons. NCBI's taxonomy places the organism in Eukaryota, Metazoa, Chordata, Actinopteri, Characiformes, Serrasalmidae.